CAUGUGUGUUUAAGAUGUGGAAGAAGAAAAAGAAGUAUAAAAAACAGGAAUUUCGAUAGCUUCCGACAGUAGAAGCGAAAACGACUUUGAAAGAAGAAUAUGCCCCGCUACAUCUUUACGUGUAUACUUAUUGCUACACUCCUCGCUGUUUAUGUCGAUGCACAAAAGAACGAGGAAAAUAUAAGAUGCGAAGAAAAUGAAAGACCAUACAUAUGUGGAUCGUUGUGCGAGCCAUCUUGCGACGCUCCACAUCCGAAUCGUAUAUUUUGCCCGAGAAUCGAAUGCACGUGGUCGUUGACCGGAGGUUGCCGAUGCGAGCAAGGCUAUCUCAGAAAUAAUAAUGGCGUUUGCGUGCCAUCCUCGCAAUGUUAAAAGCAAUGUCCACGAACGUAUCCU
Apis laboriosa (Himalayan honeybee) is the source of this 396-nucleotide messenger RNA. Its product is annotated as chymotrypsin inhibitor-like. The transcript is spliced from 3 exons. Bases 100 to 372 code for a protein of 90 amino acids. Lineage: Eukaryota; Metazoa; Arthropoda; Insecta; Hymenoptera; Apidae. The record is from RefSeq and is a predicted model, not a curated record.